CACGUCAACUCCGAGCUCGGCAGGAAGUGCAUCUUGUGUCUAGCUGGAAUAUGAAGAGAAGAAGCUGUUUUACACCGAGCUACCGGGACAGCAAACGAAGCGUUUAACGAGAAAAAAAUUGAAGAUGGACUGUUAUCAAAGAGGACGAGCAUGGGGGAAGCUCGUCAAAGUGGACUCCAGUGACACUGUCCUGCUUUUCAACAGGGAAUGCACGGUGGGCAGGAAAAAAGGAUGUUAUCUGUCCUUCCCAGCCAACAAACUGGUCUCAGGGGAGCACUGCAAGAUUGUGCAAGAUGAAAGCUCUGGGCUGGUUUGGCUUGAAGACACAAGCACUAAUGGUACAGUGAUCAACAUGUCCAAACUGGUGAAGAAGCAAACUCACAUGCUACAGACCGGCGAUGUCAUCUACUUUGUCUACAGGAAAAGUGAGCCAGAACAAAACAUUGCCUACGUUUACCACUCAAUCCAAAUGGAGCAUGCUAAUUCAGAACAUAGUUAUGACAUGGAGGGGUCAGCCCACAGUCCUGCCCCUGUUCCACCUUCAGAGAUGUCGCUCUCUGUGGAGCCUGUAAUGCUCACCAAGGCUUCUGUGGAGGAUCCUCAGCCCUCCACCUCCUCUUCCCGCUUCUGCAUCGGGAGCCCGACCACGUCUGGUCCCGUGGCAACCACAGCCGGUCCUGCUUUGAACCUGGCUAAAGAUGCUGCCCCAGCACAUGAGAAAGACAUGGACAACAUGGAGCCAGAAAGCAAGAAGAGGAAGACUGAUGACAUGUUUACAGUUAAAGAUUAUGAUUUGGACUCGCCAAAAACCUCCAGCACAGAAGCGGUGUGUUCAACUAAGGGAGGUCUUUCGUCUAAACUAACUGUGGAAGUGACUAAGACGGACAAGAUGGAGGAGAGCCUGACAUGUGUUAUUUGUCAAGACCUGCUGCAUGACUGUGUCAGCUUGCAGCCUUGCAUGCAUGUCUUCUGUGCCGCCUGCUACUCAGGCUGGAUGGAGCGCUCUUCUCUUUGCCCCACCUGCCGCUGCCCUGUGGAGAAGAUUCGUAAGAACCACAUCCUCAACAACUUGGUAGAGGCCUACCUCAUCCAGCACCCAGAAAAGUGCCGCAGUGAUGAGGACCUGAAGAGCAUGGAACGCCGUAACAAGAUAACUCAGGACAUGUUGCAGCCAAAGGUUGAGCGCUCUUUCUCAGAUGAGGAGGGCAGUUCAGAUUACCUCUUCGACCUUUCUGACAAUGACAGCGACUCCUCAGACAUUGGUCAGCCUAUGGUGAUGUGCCGGCAGUGUCCUGGCUACAGGAGGGAGGCCAGUCAGAUGCUGUUUGCUACAGGUUCCAACUACUGGCUCCCUUGUCUGCCAGCCCCACCUCCUAUACCUCCUCCACCCAAACCGGCAACUGAAGAGAGGCCUGCAACACCCACAGGGGAGCAGCCUUCAACAUCCUCUGCCAUCCCCCCAGCUUCUCAGGAGUACCGCUGCCUCCCUCAUGGCUGCCAUCUCAUCUGCACCUGCUGCCUCCAGCCAAUGCCAGACAGACGGGCCGAGUCCAACAGCGAGCAGGUUAUUGCUCAACGAUGUGCGCAGUGCCAGCGACCCUUCUGUCAUAUGUACUGGGGUUGCCAGAGGAUCGGCUGCCAAGGCUGUCUGGCUCGAUUCAGUGAGCUCAAUCUGACGGAUAAAUGCCUGGAUGGUGUGCUGAACAACAAUAACUAUGAAUCGGACAUCCUCCAGAACUACCUGUCUUCCAGAGGGAAGUCAUGGAGAGAUCUGCUCCAGGAGUCUUUGCAGUCCUUCCAGCAGGGAAACUACUAUCCGUCAGAUUGGCGUAUCUCUCCCAAUGCCAUCCUGUGCUUCUGUUGCGGCCUGCGAGCUUUCAAGGAGUUGGCCUACGAGUACAGACAGAACAUCCCUUCACCUGAACUGCCGGCUGCUGUAACAUCUCGUCCCAAUUGUUACUGGGGACGCAACUGUCGUACGCAGGUGAAGGCGCAUCAUGCAAUGAAAUUCAACCACAUAUGUGAGCAGACGCGUUUCAAGAGCUGAAGGAGCAGAGUGGUUUGUGUCUCCACCUAAGCGUCAAAUGAAGAUGACUGAGCAUCUCUUAAGUUUUGUUGUGUCCAUUGUAGCUAAAGGCCUUCCUAGAUGUUAUGCAAUAUUACAAUCAUUAUCAUUAUCCAUCUACAAUAGUGACCAGUGUCUUACUUGGGGCUGUGUGAAAUAAUGCUACGCACAAUAACCUAAAAGUUCAGUGUUUACUAAAGGUUUAAACUGAUUUAAACUGACAGUAAGAGCAUUUAACACCAGCCACCAUUACAAUUUAGAUGCAUUUGUCAGUGGCUCAUGCAUUUGCCUUGUUUACCUGGUAAACAGCAACCAAAUUUGAGAGUAAUUCAUGAGUUCUUUGAUAAGAAUACUUCCAUAUAUGUCCUCCCAGCCUAUAUGACAAAAAAAAUUCUCUGAUUUAAGAGCGAGUGAGGCAAUCUGUAUGGAUUAAGGCCAUUUAUGUACGCUUGCACAUGUUGGUGAGAUAGUUUUGUAUUUUGUCUCCUCCAGUCUUGGUAAUUUAGGCUUUAAAUACCUUGUGUACAUUAGCCUUUUUUAAUUGUGAUAUAUUUUAACAGUCUUAUUACAUGUUGAGUUAAGAAUUCAGGGCUUCCUACAUCAUGUUGAAUGACAGCAAUAGUGAUUCUAGUGCUACAGUUUCGGGACGAGACACACUUUGGACUACAUCAUAAAGUGUAAAAGUCUCACCUCUGAGGGACCUUUGUUGUUUUGCCAGUGCAUUACUGUGUUCCUAGACCAGGGCAAAAAGCCACGACAAAACCCUGCAUACAUACGAGGGUAGAUUUAUAAUCCCAUGCGAUAUUUGUAGAGGAUUGGGAAGGGGAUCAAUGUGUUGUGACGCUGGCAGAGGGCAUGGGGGCCUCUGUUGUAUGCUUUCCUCUGGAUAAUCAUCUCCAAGGUGAUUAAGUUGUAGAAGGGACGCUUUCUCUGAAUCUUACAGUAAGGGCUGAGCUGUAAUGAAAUGCACAGUUACUCCAUGCAGACUCUUGAGAGGAAACCGUAGGCUGCACUCCAGGCCACCAGUAAUGGUUAAAUAUACAGAAGGGGAUGUUUAGUAAAGUUUCCAGAUGCAAACUUUUUACAGAAUUAAUUAUAAUAAUAGUUUAGAAAGCCAUGCCCACACAACACAGCACUGUGUUCUGUAGUCAUUUGUGUUUCAUGUACCUUGUCAGGAUUUCGAUAGAGGUUUAUUGAGAUAGGAGACGUUUCUGUUUGGUUGGAUUUUCUCUGGCUCCUCAGGUACACUUAGCGGGCGUUUUUUUGUUUUGAUUGCAGGUUAACUAAUUUAGGUGGUUAGAAAAUUCAGUGUCAACAUGUCACUCAACAGUCAUGUUGUAUCUGAUGACUUUUCAUUUAUGACUGUCAUCACCCAAGUGUCAGUAAGUCCCCAUCAUGCAAACAUGCACAGCUAGUAUUGAUGUCCACUGUAAGAACAAAAUCUAAUAAAAAAUUAACAUUAGUUUCACUGUAUUGAAAUGAGGAUGAAGUAAUAACCGUGAAGAUUUUUUGCAGGAUCACUAUUGGUGUGUAGAAUGGGGGACUAUAACAUGUUAAACGCUGCCUUUUAGCUUAGGCCAUCAGUUGGUUUAGAUGAAUACGCACUAAAUGUGCGAUAUCUGCACAUGGCUUGUCAAACAUAAACAAAAUUUGUAAUUUUUUAUUUUUAAGUCUUCAAUCUUGAAGCGUUUUCAUCCAGUGUAUGGGAUGCCUCCGAUUCAUAAUAUAUGAUGUGUAAUAUUAAGAGUUUCAUUAAAAAAUUAGAUGUCCAUCAGGAAGAAAAAUGCAAUGGAAGAAUUUUUUUCUUUUUCUUUUAAAUGUAAAGGACAUCCUUGAUAGUUUAAUGCAAUUGUGCAUUUUUUGUUAUAGUAUUAGUAACACUAGCCAUGUAAAUAUGGAUGCAAUUUGUGUUUUUUUUUUAUUAUUAUUUUUUUAGAAUGUAGUUAUUCAUAUUUUGGAAAAAAUGGGAUUGUGAAUGUGCACUUUCCUCGCCUCUGCAAGUUAAGUGCAGUUCAUUUGUGGUGUUAGCAAGGUGUUAAAGUGUCUUAUUUUUUAAUUUUUCUACCCACUCCGUCAUGGUGAGUCCACACUGGCAUUCCUUAGCGGCUCAGGCCCUCAGCACAAGCCCUGUCGAUCCCCCGACAGAGUGGCUGGGUUUUAAUUAUUCCCUACCGGAGAUCUAGGCACCGUAAGCCAACAACAGUCCCAAGCCCCUCCAAUCAGGAAUUGGUAAUAACGAGGUUUUGGAGGAGUGCUCUGAAAUCUCCCUGGGUUGGGGUGUGGGAGGGCAUGUUGUAUACGGAUAUUUACUCACUUUUUGUGCAAAAGUCUGGACCAGGCUGCUCAGCAGUACGGAAGAGGCAGGUUUCAUUCUACCUCAUCACCACUCCCAGAAAUAUGGGAGACUGAACAGGCAUCAGUCACAUUCACAUCGGUUCAAAGCUGGGCACGCAUCUCAGUGUGAGGGAUGGCAGUCCUUACUGAUGAUGCCUGUAAACUUUGUAUGCAAUGCACUAUUUGAACAGUUAGUCUAGAGUACUUGAGUUCUAGUUUCAAUUGCUAUAGAGAAGCACUAGGCACAUUUAAAAAUGUUGUGAUGACUUGAGAAAUAUGUAUGAAAGUUUGAUAAAUGCCUCUUUACCCUUUUAUGUUGUAUUAGCAAUGCUAAAAUAUUUUUGAAAUACAGAUCAGAUUUGCUGAUUAGAUUAAAAGAUGGAUAUAUACGUCUGUAGAAAGUGACUUGCUUUUGCCCAGUACCCCGCCCAUAAAAAUGUGUCUUACUGUUACUUCUCUUGGAUUUGUGAGCGUCUGUGUAUCUCUAUGUAUGUCUUUGACACUAGAAGGUUGCUUUCAUUUUCAUCCACUGAUGGUGGAAAGUUUCUGUAUUCUGUAAGUUUAAAGGGAUACUUCAGUAUUUUCAGAAUAAUGCUUUGUAGUUUUUCACACAAAGACAUUUUUUUUUCAACACUAUUUUGCCAUGUUUUUGUGUGACUAAUGAGGUCAACAUUUUUUUUUUAAUUGAUCCAGUACUGAGCAAAAGUGCUGCAGAUGCAAAACAGACUGCAGCGUAAUCCUCCCGGGGAAUUGCUGAGUCAAUGUACGUCCACUAGAAGUUCUAGUUAUUGUGUCGGACAUUAUGGAAAGGACCCUACAGAGAAAUAAAACUUUUGUCUUAAA
This is a messenger RNA of Cyclopterus lumpus (lumpfish), 5242 nucleotides long. RefSeq names its product checkpoint with forkhead and ring finger domains, E3 ubiquitin protein ligase (gene chfr). Lineage: Eukaryota; Metazoa; Chordata; Actinopteri; Perciformes; Cyclopteridae. The record is from RefSeq and is a predicted model, not a curated record. Gene Ontology annotation, cellular component: nucleus. Gene Ontology annotation, molecular function: protein binding; ubiquitin-protein transferase activity. The coding region runs from base 125 to 2047 and encodes 640 amino acids. The transcript has 18 exons. Gene Ontology annotation, biological process: protein ubiquitination; ubiquitin-dependent protein catabolic process; mitotic cell cycle checkpoint signaling.